Molecule: messenger RNA, 489 nt
Organism: Hippocampus zosterae (dwarf seahorse)
Lineage: Eukaryota; Metazoa; Chordata; Actinopteri; Syngnathiformes; Syngnathidae
Product: 60S acidic ribosomal protein P2-like
Exons: 5
Coding region: 103-450 (115 amino acids)
Biological process (GO): cytoplasmic translational elongation; translation
Cellular component (GO): ribosome; cytosolic large ribosomal subunit
Molecular function (GO): structural constituent of ribosome
Source: RefSeq, a predicted model, not a curated record
ACGAAGAAGAAAUGAAUGCACGUCCGUUUUGGGUGUGUGGCGUAAUUUCCUUUCCUUCUGUGCUAACCAUAAGUGAGCACGCGUUCGACUUUCUUGCUCAAAAUGCGUUACGUAGCUGCUUACCUGCUAUCUGCCCUUGGCGGCAAUGAGAAUCCAGAUGCUAAACACAUCAAGAAGAUCCUGGAAAGUGUUGGCAUUGAGGCUGAUGACACCCGUUUGGAAAAGGUCCUCGCUGAGCUCAAAGGCAAGAAAGUGAAUGAUGUGAUUGCUGCUGGUAUGUGCAAACUCGCCAGCAUGCCAGCAGGCGGUGCUGUAGCAGUGGCCACCUCUGCAGCUGCUGGUUCAGGAGGAGCUUCCGCACCUGCUGCAGCUGAAGAAAAGAAGAAGGAGGAGAAGAAGGAAGAGUCUGAAGAAUCCGAUGAUGACAUGGGAUUCGGUCUUUUUGACUAAAAGAGCUCUGUAUGGAAUAAAAAAUGUUUUAAAACAAAA